Peromyscus leucopus (white-footed mouse) is the source of this 11654-nucleotide messenger RNA. RefSeq names its product cysteine and serine rich nuclear protein 3 (gene Csrnp3). The transcript is spliced from 5 exons. Gene Ontology annotation, biological process: regulation of transcription by RNA polymerase II. Gene Ontology annotation, cellular component: nucleus. Gene Ontology annotation, molecular function: DNA-binding transcription factor activity, RNA polymerase II-specific; sequence-specific DNA binding. NCBI's taxonomy places the organism in Eukaryota, Metazoa, Chordata, Mammalia, Rodentia, Cricetidae. Bases 1194 to 2957 code for a protein of 587 amino acids. The record is from RefSeq and is a predicted model, not a curated record.
UUGUUUGUUUGUUUAAAGAUCCAUAAUUGAUUUUCAAAUUUUGAGAAUUUAUGUUUGGAAAGAUAGUGUGAUUGUGUUCAGACAUACAUAGUUCACAUGGAUUAAAACAGUAUCUAAGUAGCUAAAGGUUCCCGUAAUGUAGAGCCGUCAUCUCUAGAAGUACUUGUUAGCACUUCAGAUAAGGUAAACCAUAUGCUGUGCUGAGGUGAGCUGUCGAAAAUAAAUUCCUGCGAUUUCAAGAAUUAGUGUGAACCCUCUGUUCUUUAAUUUGAGGUCUCCAUUGUUCAUUGUAGUCAGCUGCUCUAGGAAUGUGUCAUCUUUUGAGAAGAUAAAUUAAUCACCUACCUCAUUUAUAUACUUCAAGAAAAAGAGUCAAACCCUCCUGUCCUCCUUAUCAGAAAGGAUUGGUUUUUCUAUUUUUAUUCACAUAUAGUAUCUUUUAGUGAGGAGGAUUUUACUGGAGGAAAUUGAGAGGGAAGCAGCACCCAGCCUUUUAGUGGGGGUUGGCGGGACCAAGAAAAGAAACAGUUGCAAUUAAAAGGUUAAAAUGUAUUGUAAGUUGGUUCGUUAGAACAGGGCUCUUCAGUAAUAUUUAUCAAACACUACUUUCAGAAACAUAAGGUAGGAAAAGGCUUGAGCAAGUUUCCUCCCCAUAAACUCUUAUUCAACCUCCAAUUAGCAUAAAAUCUAGCUCCCCCCCCCUUUUUUUUUAAAUGGCUGUGGCAACAUUUUCAAUUAUAAUAAAACCUUGGGUAGGGAUUUCCCCAAACCGUGCUCGUUCAUGUCUUAGGGCAGUUCCCUGAUCUGUUAUUUCUUCCUCCUAGUAGAGUCUGCUGAUAAAAAUACCCACAGACACAGUGAAGUCAGGGCACGCCUGGCUUUCUCUGACAACUCCAUGUGAUCACAUACAGGCAGCCUCACCGAGGCUGAGGCCGUGCAGCAAGCAGUAGGUAAUGAGUCUUUGUGCGGGAGAAGCUCUUGUCUUGGAACAAUAAAGCAUAUGGUACCAGCAAUAAAACACGGCGGGGCUGGGGAAUGUAAGAAGAUGCCACUGAACCAGGAAGAACGAUGCCUUCCGUAAUGCUGACACGUACUAUAUAAUGAUAAUCAAUUGAUUUUGGAUUCUAAUGAAUAAAGAGUGCCAGGAUUCGUCUACAGCUAUUUGAACAGGUACAUGUGACAACGCCGCAGCUAUGAGUGGAAUUCUAAAGAGGAAGUUUGAAGAUGUCGACGCCUCCUCACCCUGCUCCUCUGCCCGGGAAUCCGAGGAUGAAGUCUCCAGCAGUGAAAGCGCUGACAGCGGGGAUAGCGUCAAUCCAUCCACCUCGAACCACUUCACCCCGUCCUCCAUCCUCAAAAGAGAGAAACGGCUGAGGACGAAGAAUGUGCAUUUCAGCUGUGUCACGGUGUACUACUUCACCAGGAGGCAGGGCUUCACCAGUGUGCCCAGCCAGGGGGGCAGCACUCUGGGCAUGUCCAGCCGCCACAACAGCGUGCGCCAGUACACCCUGGGCGAGUUCGCGAGGGAGCAGGAACGGCUGCACCGGGAGAUGCUGAGAGAACACCUCAGGGAGGAGAAGCUCAACUCUCUAAAGCUAAAGAUGACAAAGAAUGGCACAGUGGAAUCUGAAGAGGCUAGCACUCUGACAGUGGAUGACAUUUCCGAUGAUGACAUUGAUUUAGACAACACAGAAGUAGAUGAAUACUUCUUCCUACAACCCCUGCCCACCAAAAAACGGAGAGCCCUGCUGCGUGCCUCUGGAGUGAAGAAGAUCGACGUGGAAGAAAAACAUGAGCUGCGAGCCAUCCGCCUGUCUCGAGAGGACUGUGGCUGUGACUGCAGAGUGUUCUGUGAUCCAGAGACAUGUACCUGCAGCCUGGCAGGCAUUAAGUGUCAGGUGGAUCGGAUGUCUUUCCCAUGUGGCUGCACUAAAGAAGGCUGUAGUAACACAGCAGGUAGAAUUGAAUUUAAUCCUAUCCGUGUCCGGACUCAUUUUUUGCACACAAUAAUGAAACUCGAACUCGAGAAAAACCGGGAGCAGCAAAUCCCCACGCUGAACGGCUGCCACGGUGAGAUAAGCGCCCACAGUAAUGCCAUGGGCCCCGUCGCUCACUCUGUAGAAUAUUCCAUUGCAGACAAUUUUGAGAUUGAAACCGAACCCCAGGGCACAGUGCUGCACCUGCAGGAGGAGUUGGAUUGCCAAGGAGAGGAGGAAGAGGAGGAGGAGGAAGAGGACGGAAGCAGUUUCUGCAGUGGAGUCACCGACUCGAGCACACAAAGCCUGGCCCCCAGUGAAUCGGAUGAGGAGGAAGAAGAGGAGGAGGAGGAAGAGGAGGAGGAGGAAGAAGAUGACGACGAGGACAAGGGAGACAGCUUUGUAGAAGGGCUCGGAGCCCACGCUGAAGUCGUCCCUCUUCCUUCCGUCCUUUGUUACUCUGAUGGUACCGCCGUUCAUGAAAGCCACACAAAAAAUGCUUCCUUUUACGCUAGCUCUUCAACUCUGUACUACCAAAUAGACAGCCACAUCCCGGGAACUCCUAGCCAGAUCUCUGACAACUAUUCUGAAAGAGAUACUGUCAAAAACGGUGCCCUGUCGCUGGUGCCUUACACCAUGACCCCAGAGCGAUUUGUCGACUAUGCCAGGCAAGCGGAAGAGGCCUACGGGGCCUCCCACUACCCGGCUGCCAACCCGUCUGUCAUUGUUUGCUGCCCCACUCCCGAGAAUGAGAGUGGGGUGCCCUGUAACACCUUGUAUCCUGAACACAGGUCCAAUCUUCCCCAAGUGGAAUUUCACUCAUACUUGAAGGGCCCCUCCCAGGAAGGGUUUGUCUCCACGUUGAAUGGUGACAGCCACCUGUCAGAGCAUCCUGCAGAAAGUUCUCUGAGCCUUGCCGAAAAGAGCCGAUUGCACGAAGAAUGCAUCAAAGCCCCCGUGGUGGAGACGGUCCCUGUCUAGUUGCUUAAAUUAUUCUGUUACAGGACCAAACCUUCUAUUUAAGCCACUGUAUUGCAUUUGCUGGGCUCAUCGUCGUUUAACCCGAAGACCAAGAAUAUUUGGACUGUGAUUAAUCUUCCAGACAGUAUUUCUUUUUCCUUCCUUUCUAGCUUCUCAACUGUGGUGUGGCACAAAUAAAAUACAGUCGCUGUGGGGAUUUUAAACGAUUUUGAACUGUUUUGAUAGAAAAUGCUAAAUUGAAAAAAAAAAAAAAAAAAGAAAUGCCUAUCUCACAGUUAACUACCUGUCAAACUGUGUGAACCCUGCCAAGCUAUGCAGAUCAUAGCUCCAAGUUUUAGAUUAUCGGGCCUGUGCAAGAUUGUUAACUAAGACUAGAAAAUACUCAGAUUUAGAGUCCUAAUUUUCGAUAUAUCUGAAGAUGAUGGUGACUUUUUAAUGUAAAAGUAAUUAUUGUAAGAAAAAGAUUGAAUCGUUUCUUGUGUAUUUUAUUUAUGGUAGUUUAGAAGUCACGCUUUGAUGAAAAUGAACAGCAUGUUCACUGAAGCUGCAGUUAUGUCCGCUAGCACCACAGAGCAUGCCCACAAGGAUUGCACCUGGAAUCCACCCACAUUUUUAUGAUCAUGACUAAGCAGAUUUGCAAAUACUUUCUUAAGGAUGAGAUAGGCCUAUUUUUGCUAUUUGGGACAAAUGAGUCUAUAUGUGCAGGUCCUUACGCAGUUUUCUCUCAAGUUAAGAGUUAGGACAAUCCUCUGGUGAGGGUCCAGUUCACUGCCCUCCCUCAGCUGAGAUCGACGGAACUGCCUUUCUUUUUUAAACAGCGUCAUCUUGUUUAUUAGCUUAGACAGCACCUUUGAACUCUACCCCCUCCAUCAAAAUGCACUUUAGUGCCCCUUCAUGGUACCUCCUGUGGGGUGGGGUCUCAGAAUUCAGAACGCUUUGAAAUCAACAUUUUUUAAUUAUGAAAAAGUUAACUAUUGUAAGGUUCAUACAAUAGAGAUAGAGGAUUCUUCCAAUGGCGUGAAGAAAAUGACUUGUUUUCCUUCAUCACUCUGAGGACCUAACUCAGUAACACAGAGGAGGCUGGGGAAAGAGAGAGAGAGAGAGAGAGAGAGAGAGAGAGAGAGAGAGAGAGAGAGAGAGAGAGAGAAGAGCACAGCCUCAGAACCAAUCUAUUCUACACCAUGAUCAACCCAUCUCUACAAAAGCAAAAACAUGUAGUGAGAUUUCCACUUGUGACUGAGAGCUGAGUGAAGGAAGGCCUCUACUCACAUACUCAUUAGGCCUCACUUUUCUGAAGCAUUUUUCUUUGUCUUGCCUUAGCACUGUAGUCCAGAAUGCAUUGCAAAGGCAGCCACUUCAUGUUCUCUUACUAAGUAAAGAGAAUGCAUAGAAAGGAAACAUGCACAGCCUGCCUCUGAGUUGCUCACUUGGUUCCCUGGGAGAAUUCUGGACAGCCUCUCUUGUUAGCUUAAGUAACUAUUAGACAAGUGCUAUGGUUCCCCCAGUGCAAUGAUUAUGCCGAAUCCACUUCCCAGCUUUGACAUUCUGUUGCGCCAUCAUUUCACAUGUUUUAUGUCUAUUUAAAAUGUAGACACACCCUGCUAUGCAGUAACUGCAUCCCUAAUGUUUUUUAUGCCUCCUAGACCUGGGUAUUUAGAUAUCUUAUGGGUUUCAGUUCCUUACAACAUGCUAUUUUAUUUGCUAAAACUUCAAUGUGCUCCAGAGUCCUGCAGUGAGAAGUUUCUAUUUAAACUGGAUGUGGGGAAAGUGUGUUUGCUUAUGGAAUUGGUUCCUGCCUGUCUCAAUAUCAGGACACUCAAGGCCAAAUCAACACUAACUAUUAGCAUCAUUAAAAGCACUUUGGGUUUGUCAUGCUCUAGAAAGCAGUAAUGGAGGUGGGUUGCUCCAUUUGUUGAUUGGUGGGGCUACUCUGAUGGGCGUUUGCUCUGACUGUGGUAGUAUGGCCAGAGUUAUCUGCAGUGUUACCGUUUUCAGUGUUUGAGCUCCAGUUUCCCUGGCCCCUGCCUACACAGUCUGAAGAGACCCAAAGAGGAAAUGACAGUAGGCUGUUGUUCCCUCAUUCAAGCAAAUGAAAGAGUUCUGGGUCCACCUUUGCUGGACCGCUCCAGUCUCUGAAGUACUGACUGGUGAGGCACUCUCGGGCUAUCCUUAGGACAGAGUGUGGGGAGACCCAGGGCAACCCUGUCUAGGGUAGAGUUGAGGGGCCAUGUCAGUCCAGUUCCUGAGUCCCUAGCUACGCGUAUUUCUGUCAAGCCUUAUUUUACAAGGCUUGAAGCCUGCCUGCCUUUUUGUAUUGGGCUGGGUUUCUCUUUUGCAGCUUUAUUUUUCCCAAGAGGGACACUUCAAAAACAGAGCUUUCUUCCUCUCUCUAUUCAGUUGGGAUAGAAAGUCUCACUCUGCUAAGGAUAAUUACCUUUCUAAGCAUGAAAGAGCUGCCAUUCUAAUUUUUCACAUACCUGAGUAGUCCAUAGACAUCUCUCACAAAUCAUAAUGGGUACAGGCUACCUAUUUUAACAACAACAACUAAAAUCCGAUGUACUUUAUCUGUGUUAUACACACACAAACUCAGAAUACAGGUGUACCAUACCCUAGAAGGGGACAGAUUUUAGGUAGUAGCUAGUCACGAGUACUGGAUAUUUAGUUCCUACUUUACAAUCAGAUUGUGUCUUAUCUAAAAGAAAAUAUAGAAGAAAAAUCUGAAAGCGAUUGAUAGAAAAUAUUGCAUUAAAGUUAAAAAAUAAUAUUAACGAGGAACUAUCUCAUUGUGUAUUCCUUUCCCAGUAAAGAACUGAGAACGCAAUGAACAGACCUCCUAUUUAAUAAAAACUGCCCACAUGCAAGGCAAGUGCCACAGUGGUUUCUGGUUUCUGGGAGGAAUAUAGUUGGAUGCAGCCAGGUUGAGACACUGUAAGUCUUAGAACCAGGGCACAAUGCUGUGAUCUGCAGGUGUCACGCUGCUUCUGUAGUAUAUCUAACCAAUUAGAGUCUUUGUGAGUGCAUGCCUCCCAAGGCUUGCAAUAUCAAUGACACAGCCCAAUGCUCCAGACCCUAUUGUUUUAAAGAUUUGAUUCCCAGUUAUACUCCUAACCAAAUUGAUUUGCAAGUCAAGUGAACUAAUCAGCCUCAUCUCCUUUAUCUUUUUUUUUAAAUUUUCAUUGGUAAAAAGAAAUCAAAGACCAUUUUUAAGUUCCCUCCCCCAAUGUAUUGACCAUCAAUUACUAAAAUAUAAGUUAAAAUUCAAUUGUCUCUCUUUUUUUUUUAGUAGAUUGAAUAAUAUAGCCUUUUGGAAAACCAGUCUUUGAGGUAAUUAUGUUUUCCUCGUCAUAUCAUGCCAACCACGUAUAAAAUAUCUAACAUUUCCUCAAGUGGUGAAAUCCAUAUAGUCACAUGACCCAGCAGUACCAGCUCCUCUGGCACAGUACCAGUUACAGAAACUUGCCACAGUUCUCAAGACGUGCAGAGGUUAUACCGAUUACAUGCUAGGCAAAAUGUGAUUUAGAUUUCAUUAAACAAGAAUAUGUACCAUAAUUUAUUUCCUAAUUGUUACCUCACUUUUUAAUUGUUACCUUGUACAAGUUAUUAAUGGCUUAGUGUUGAUCUUCAGAACGUGACAAAUAUCCAUGUUUUCCUUUUAACAAGUAUUUAUUGAAUACCUCCUGUGUUGUAACAGCUGACUUGGUAGCAAAAGGAGCAGGGGAAUACAUACGUGGAAGAGUGAGGACAAUGGAGGGUGGCAUGAGAUGGUCAAGCCUGACUGUAUCCUUUUACAUGGAAUCCUCCAGUGCCCUUGGGAAAACACUGUCGCAGAGUCUUCUCAUUCUGCACAAACUGCUUCUAAAAGGAGAUGCUUUUCCCUAAAUUAAUGGAACUUACUACAUCCUUCUGAAACUGAGGAAAUAAAUUUGGAUUCCGGGAAAAGAUGUUCAGAGAGUCUUUCUUGGAAGCAGAUCUAUCUAAGAACAUGUCAAAUGUAUGCCAGUAAACUCCCCCCAGUUUUGACCCAUACAGAAUCCAGAGAACUUUAGAAGCAGUGUGGGGCAUGAUCCUCUUACUUUACAGACUAUUCAAAUGGUAGAACCCUGCACCGAAGGCAUUGCCCAGAACCAGAUAGGAAAUGAGAGAGGUCAUUAGAGACCCCUCCUUUCAGCUGUAGUUACAUUCCAGUGACAGUUCACAGUCAUUAUAGUCAACAUAUAAAAUGACAAGUGUGAAUGGAAGGCAUCUUUAUGCUGUCAUGGUCUAAAUGACUAUAAUUUGAAACUGUAACUAUUUGUUGUAUUGUUGCCAUGACCAAUACCCAAAGUGCAAGGCUUGCUCACUUUUACUUCUACUAUGAAACUGAGAUUUCUUAUUGUAUCAUUUUCCAAGAGUGUGAACUUAAACUGGCUAGAGUCACUUAAAUGUCACCGCUUUGCACCAGCAGUUAGUUCAGCUCAUCCGUUAUUUCCUGCAGCACGACAGAGUUUAAUUGAAGAACCACAAUUUGAAAUCUCACUAAAAUUGUGGAAGGGACAAGACAGGGGUUCAGAUGGAAUGUAAGUUUGGAAAUGAUAGUGUCUGCUGAGAACUAUUCAUAUGUUUCAACAGAGUUGAACUGGGGCUUAGUGUGCUGGAGGUUCACAAGUGGUAGGCACUCCAAAACCUGAAAAGUCAUUUCUGAUGGGGCUGCCCCCAGAGCCUAGUUGGUAUUCCCAUUUACUGGCCAAUAUCCAAAGCAGUCACGGUUCACUCUCUAAAAUAUAAGAGCACAGACCUCCAGCAAUCUGAAGAAAGUCUUUAAACACAUACACACUCAAUGCUAAAUGAUUAAGCAACUGGCAUUGUUGACAAAAGUAAGAGAUUUGGAAAGAGAAUUCUUCUUGAACAAAUGUGACUCGGAAACAGUCACCUGUAAGCUUUGCCUCACUUCCUCUCUUGCCAGGACUCUUCAAGCAAGACCAAGAGACCCAGUGUCUUCUAAACAGCAUGGCUGUCUUUCUCUUUUGUUGCUCAUCAGAAACUUAAACCUGAAAGCUUGGCACUGCCUGGGUUUUCUGGUGGUCAGCAGUAGGGCUAAUCUAACUGUAUGCUGCCUUGUCUGCCAUGGGGGUUUCCAUUCUAAGAGGGUUAAGUCAGAUAGGGAGGGGAACCAGGAUGCCUUUUCCGUAUGUUGUUUCUGAGAAAACUCUUUUUGUUUUGUUUUAAAUGCCCUUAAUAUAGAAGGCGGAACUUUAGUGCAUGCAGAUAUUUGUACGUAUGGGGAAAGCAAUCACUCCAAAGAUUUAUGUCCUGUCCGUUAGGGUUUUCUUUCCUUGCCACCGGCCUUUCACUAUGCAGGACUAUUGCUUUGUGUCUGUCCCUUCAAGCUUACUUACAUUUCAAGAAAAGACAAUUCUAUUGUCAUUUUAUUUCAUAUUUCACAGAAGCUGGCAGGACCAAGCUUGUGAAGGAAGAUGAUCGAUGUGAUUUAAAACAGCAUUUGUACUCAGCAGGCUUGCUGGAAUUCCUCAGACUAUCUCAUUAGCACACUGAUAGUAAAGGCAGUUCAAAUUAUGGUUUUUGUCACAUGUGCAGGGUCGUCUAAGUAUUUUUAAGGAUAAUGUAUAUUGAUUAGAAAGGGCUAUAAGGAGAUAAAUUGGGUAGAAAUCAGCCUUUGUCAAAACUGAUUUACAUGACUAUUGAUUUUUAGUUGUAGCAUUAAAAUAGCUUCAUAGUUAAAUGUCUUAUUUCUUUUUAACUCUAUUCCAUUUUUUUUUGGUCUGGCUUGGAAUGAGCCUAAAAGUUAUUUAUUAAUGAGGACCCAGAAGAAAACUGAACGAUAAGGCGUCUCUUUAAAAAUUACCUAGAAAAUUCUAUCUGUACUGAGUCUUACCACACACAAAUGAGACUCCUCACCCUCUAGUCUGGGUCAUAUGCCCCUAAAGUAGUUUGUUAUCUUUGUGUUGAAGAAAUACCAAGAGGGAAUUUGUAGCACAUUUUAUCCAGUAUCACUUUGUCCUUUUUUUUCAUAUUGGCCGCCAUUUUUUCCUCCCUUUUCUUAGAAAUGCCAUCACUAUUUAAACAAAUUCAAAGAACUGUAUAAAUUAUGAAAGUUUAUUUAAAUAUGAAGAAAAUAAAGUCCUCAAUUUUAAAUCUGAAUUCCUCUAAAGAGGAAGAAAGUAGCUAAAGCUAGGGAAUAAAUUGUUGUCCUUAAAAAAAAAUAGUGUUUAUACUUGAGUAAUGGAAUGAUACCCACAUGCUAUCUAGACUUGAUAGAUUUUUAAAUUUUAAUAGCUGCAAAAUUCUUUUUUGUUUUUUUGUUUUUUUUAACCUCAAUUAAUCACAGUCUACUUCCAGGGUAUACCAUCUGAACCCUGAUUUAUUAGUACAGUCAUGCCCAACAGCUAAUUUAGGACAGUCUAAUCUUAAAGAUAUUCACAGAGGGACAACUAAGCAUAAGUAAUGGGAGAUGUGAGAUUCUUCUGUAUUCUUCAGGUUGUAUAGGCCUGAGCCUAAGAGAGCUCUCCAGAGGACCUCUGAGGAGGACAUUCACUCAGGCAUAUCCAACAGUAUAGAUUCUCAUUUCUUCUUAACAUCUCUAGGGGAGAUGACUUCCUUGGCAACACAGUCCAGCUCUUUGAGGUUUUCUCAUAAGAACAUAUCUUGGCCAGUCUUUGUAGAUGAGGUACCUGGCAACAUUGGGGCAAUUGUACUAAAAGACUGUAGAAGUUGACUUCUCCUUCAUCUGAUGAUUAUCCCAUAAGGCAAUUCUCUAAAUGUCUUAAGAAAUCAAAUUUUAAAAGAGACUGAAGGUACUCAGACACUGAGUGAUGUAGCCUGCUUUUGGAAAACAAGGCAUCAGGCAGCUUUUAUUCAUUUCUAUUUGCUUUUUAAAAAUUACUGUCAUGUCCAUGAGAGUGAUUGGUUUAGAUCCCAGUCACAAACAUCAGAACUAGAGUCAAGUGAUUUGACUUUUAUACUGUUCAAUUCUCUGAAAAGUUACAAUUUUAGAAUGAAAAAAGAGGGGGCAUUUUUCUAUGUACUUGCUUGUGAUCAAGUACCUUCUUGUUAAUCUUCCCUUAACGUAUGUAACAAAUGAGAAUCUAGACUUUUUCUUCUCCUUCUGGAGAUGUGACUGUCUGCGAAGAAUCUGAUCCGGAAUAAAAUGACUCCAAAGAAUCACUCAGCUGCCAUUUGAUCCCAGCCUGUGUAUAUGAGGAUAUUAUGUAAACAAUGGCUGCUUGCAUUCUCAGGAAUCAGGAAAGAGAUUUAAAAAAUUGUCAUCUUGAAAAGGCCCGUAAACUAAAAGGGGUGUUCUGGAAAAGGGUGAUGUUUGUUUGUGUUUCUUUUUGGUUGUUUUUUUUUUCUUUUCCCUGAUGGUAUCACUUGCCCCAGAUACUCCCUACAGCUUUCAGAGCCUUUUCUGUUUGCCUGCAACUCAGAGAGAGCGCCAACCGGAAGCUGAGGACCACCCUGGACGUCAGGGUUUCCUUCCUCCAUGGAUCUUUUCCAAUCUCAGUAUGGCUGCUUUUCCCCACCUGAACACCUGUGUGAAAUGACAGCCACAUCAGUGUACUUGGUCCCCAUGAGUAACACUGUGGGGAAGUGACCCAGUGACAUUCUUAGUUUAAAAAAAGAAAAAAGAAAAAAAAAAAGAAGUUUCUGUAGAAUGCUAAUGUAAUGAAUGGUGAAUAAAAUUUGGCCUAUGUUUUAAUCGAUUCUAGGCACCUCAACAGAAAGAAGUCUGAGGCGUAGUUUGUGAAACAUGUUUCAAAAGUGUUUGAUGAUGUAUAAUAAAUGCUAGACAAUUACAGUACAGAAAUAGUCAGAGAAAAACCUGAACCUGUAGAUUACAUCUCUGUUCCUAAGAACUCAGCCUUUGUUGUGUGUUAGUAAUGUCUCUCUGCUUUCUCUUCAGUUUAUUGAAUUUUGGUGUAACUGCCUCUUAAGGAUAGAAAUAUUAAUAACUAUGUACUGAUUAAUGCCUGUUAUUGCAAAAAAAAAAAAAGGCACUUUGUUAUUUCAGUGUGUUUCCCUUAGUGUCACAGGGUAUAUGAAUUUGAUAGGAAAGGUCAUUUGGCAUUGGUCAACAGAACAUUUUCCUCAUUGAAAAUCCAUGUUUACAGUUGGUUGUCACCCUUUGCAGUGUCUUUGUCUUGAUCACAGUCUUAGACAGCAUCCAUGUUUCCACUUGCAAACUGCCAUGGGAGCUUGGUACAUGUGGAAACUGGUAAGAUGUAGUGAACUGAAUGUGUUGUUAGGUCACGUGAUCCCGAGGACUCAUGUACCCUUCUGUCUGUGUUGAACCACCCAUGCAUUAGGAUUGGUCCCUGAAAGAAGGCCAUCUAUUGAGGGUAUUUGUAUCCAGUGUUUGGUUUGGGGUCUGUUGGAAGCUAGCAGGUGGAAAAUGCAUUACUAAAAACUCAGAAAAGCCACCACAGUACUAUAAAGUACAUUUCAACAUUGAUUGAUUGAAGUUUAUCUGUCAACUGAUUUGUGUCAUUACUUUUACCCAAUAGAUCUUCAAUAGAUACUUCAUCACUGUUCUGUGCAUUCUGAUGACUUGUAAGGUUGAAAAGGAAGAAAAUCAAACUACAGUUCAUGCAGUCAUUUUACAGUAUGAUGUCAUGUUGUAUGUCGCAGUUUCUAGACUGGUUUUUUUCUUGUGUACAAGUUAUGACAUCAAAGAUGCCAAAGGGGAUAGAAAAUAAGCUACAA